GCUGUUGGUUAUUCAAGAAUAAACAGCAAAGGAAAAAAUUGUUCGGUAUUAAUUCUUUUUACGAAUGUAUAUUUGAACUAAAUUAAAAGAAACUACAAAAUGUCUUUAUUACCACCACCGCCAAAAGAUAUUAAGGAAACGAAAACCCAAUUUUUUCAAAAUGCUGAACUUGAUGACAUAGCCAAGCACUUUAUAGGCAAUUUGUACAGAUAUCGUGAAAAUAUUAUAAUACCUAAGGGAAACGGCCCAGUGCAAAUUAAAACAAAAGAAGAGAAAAUGAUUGAAAGUACUGUCGAAAGCUGCACCUUUAAAUCUCUUACAGCCUGCGUAAUGGGUUACGGUUUGGGCGCUGCUAUUGGUUUGUUUACGUCCUCCGUUAGUCCGAAUAUGUCCGAUCCUAUGGCUAACGAACGCAAACAAACCGCGCGCGAAAUAUUCAGAGAAAUGCGCUCUACAACCCAUUCUUAUGCAAAAAAUUUUGCUUUAAUUGGCUGCGUUUUUUCGGCCGUCGAAUGUACUAUAGAAAGCCAACGAGGAGUUACGGAUUGGCGUAAUGGCACUUAUGCUGGCGGCGUUACUGGUGGUUUAAUUGGUUUGAGAGCUGGAGUGAAAGCUGGAAUUGUCGGCGCUUUAGGUUUUGCCGCAUUCUCUACAGCUAUUGACUACUACAUGCACAGUAGAUGAAAUGAUGUUCACAUUAAUAGGAUG
Molecule: messenger RNA, 708 nt
Organism: Glossina fuscipes
Lineage: Eukaryota; Metazoa; Arthropoda; Insecta; Diptera; Glossinidae
Product: mitochondrial import inner membrane translocase subunit Tim22
Exons: 4
Coding region: 100-684 (194 amino acids)
Biological process (GO): protein insertion into mitochondrial inner membrane
Cellular component (GO): TIM22 mitochondrial import inner membrane insertion complex
Molecular function (GO): transmembrane protein transporter activity
Source: RefSeq, a predicted model, not a curated record